This is a messenger RNA of Parathielavia appendiculata, 463 nucleotides long. RefSeq lists its product as uncharacterized. The transcript has 2 exons. Gene Ontology annotation, molecular function: nucleic acid binding. The annotation marks the transcript as partial. NCBI's taxonomy places the organism in Eukaryota, Fungi, Ascomycota, Sordariomycetes, Sordariales, Chaetomiaceae. The record is from RefSeq and is a predicted model, not a curated record.
ACCACUUGGAGGAUUGCAGUCAGUGAGAUCGGCUGGACGACCGAUGAGCUUACUUUCGAGUGGCUUCAGCGAGUAUUUGAGCCGCAAACUCGAAGCCGAACAGUUGGCCGGUACCGCCUCCUGAUUCUCGAUGGCCAUGGGAGCCAUAUGACACCAGAGUUCGACAAAUUCUGCAAGGAGAAUUCGAUCCUUAUCGAGUGUAUGCCACCACAUUCGUCGCACCUUCACCAGCCUCUCGAUGUCGGCUGCUUCUCGGUCCUUAAGCGGGUAUAUGGUGACUUGGUCAGGGGAAAGAUGGCAGUUGGCAUCCAUCAUAUCGACAAACCACUUUGCCUUGAACUCUUCUUCGAGGCCUAUACCAAGGCCCCAAAGACCCCAAAGGCCCAGGAAGCUCGUAUGGAGGCUCAAGGGGGGGAGGUAACAGUGGUUGAAGCGGUUGUACCAACCGUACGAAAACGCGCUC